Plodia interpunctella (Indianmeal moth) is the source of this 5516-nucleotide messenger RNA. RefSeq lists its product as uncharacterized. NCBI's taxonomy places the organism in Eukaryota, Metazoa, Arthropoda, Insecta, Lepidoptera, Pyralidae. Gene Ontology annotation, molecular function: G protein-coupled receptor activity. The record is from RefSeq and is a predicted model, not a curated record. The transcript has 18 exons. Gene Ontology annotation, cellular component: membrane. Bases 409 to 2520 code for a protein of 703 amino acids. Gene Ontology annotation, biological process: G protein-coupled receptor signaling pathway.
GCGUAUUUUCAUCGGAAUCCCGGUCGAGGCUUGAUAUUUUCCCGUAGGCUAGGUUUCAGCCCUCAGUCCUCUGGCGUCGGUGGAGGAAAAUUCAUACUUCAGCCGCGUCGACGCCGGCUACACAUUUUUGUGAGGAAUGAUUAAGUAACCAUUGGUUAGCGACGCGUUUUUUUAAACGUCGUACUGGAACUGUUUUUGUUUUGCGUUAAUUGAGUGGUGACGUCUCAUUUACAUUUAUUUAUUUUUCUUUUUGUUUUGAGAGCUUCAUAACUGACGAUUAGUGGUUCUGAGAGUGAAGUUGAUCCGUUGGCUUGCGAGCUUCCGAAGGAGCCGUGGUAUUUUUCAAACGGCGUUCAGGCAUGGUUUGAAAAAGUGAGGGUACCGCAAUCGCGCGAAUGGUGUUCAGCAAUGGGGGGGCCGCGGCGCAUGUCCAGUGCGCUGCUGCUGCCCUUCGCCCUGCUGUCCUUGCCUGCAGCAGACGCGACCAACACCACCACAUACAGGGACGAACUGGAGUCGUCACUGCGCCUAGUCCAUGCAGUCGCGAGUGGGGCCACGGGUGCUCUUUGUGUGACCCAACGGUACGGGAGACUUCUCUCUCCCCUUCACGUGGCUCGGUGGGACUCUGUCAGGGCGAGGGCAGAUUUGGCCGCGAAUAUCCUGCACCAACUGGGACUGGAAAAUGCUGAUUUCCUGACAGCAGUUUCUCAAGGUCUAGUGAUGGGGGCAACGCUGCCAGAACGCGCGGUUGGAGCUCGAGCUGUGGCCUUGCGUUCUGAUGGUGUUGUGAACAGUGCAGUCGCCUGGCAGAGAUAUGGGACAGCUGACCCUGUUGUCUCCGCCUCGCCGCCUUUGGAGGAACAACCUAACCCAGAGUACCCUUGGUACGAGUCAGUCCACAACAGCAAGACUCUCAGAUCGACCAAGUUCAUGCCCCCGCGGCCUGGUGCUACCAUGGAGGGCUGGUGGACUUACCCGUAUUAUAACUGCGAGGCGAAACGUUGGUUGUUGUCGUACACUGUGCCUGUCCCUACUAUACGAGGCCUGAAAGGCAUCGUUUCGCUUGACAUAGACAUAUCUAGCCUGGAGAUCAACCAGUGUGAGGGGGCUGCCGACGACGACACAGAUAACCAAAUUUAUUCUUUCCACGGCACACACAAGUGCCCUAAUGAGACUACUUACUGCGAAUACAAACCCAAUAGGGAAGUGAGCGCACGACAUUCAGGAUGGGCACGUGGAUUAUACAUUUGCAGGUGUCGCCCUGGAUAUUACUCGAUGAAUCAUCCAGAAGGAUUUAACGGAUCUUUAGUUGAAGUUGCCUACCAGGAAUAUCAAGAAAAUCGCUUAGAAAAUUGGAGUGAACCAUAUGAAUGUCUGAAAUGCCAACCUGGUUGCGAAACAUGUCGGGGUCCAGAGCCCUGCCUGGCUACUUACAACUGGCCUUUCCGGAUAUCCCUCCUGGUAAUAUCAGUGAGCUGCGCAGUGAUGACUGUACUGUUGACCAUUUACACACGCCACCAUCGCCGAGUGAAAGUGUUCCGGGUGGCCAGCCCUGUCUUCCUGUCUAUUACACUGCUUGGUUGUGCUAUUAUGUAUAUGGAGAUGGCAGCUAUAUUCCCAGUGCUAGAUAGAUAUUCAUGUAUAGCCACAAAAUGGACUCGCCACUUGGGAUUCUGUAUAACAUACACUGCCCUGCUUAUGAAAACAUGGAGAGUAUCUCUAACAUACCGUGUGAAGUCAGCCCACAAGUUGAAGCUGACAGACAAGCAGCUGUUGCAGUGGAUGGCCCCAAUCCUGCUCAUCAUGCUGGUCUAUUUAGGAACGUGGACUUUGUCCGCGCCGCCUGAUGCUGAAGUUAUUAAAGACAAUAAAGGACUGAAGUUCAAACAGUGCACAUAUAACUGGUGGGAUCACAGUUUAGCUAUAGGUGAGAUUCUGUUCCUGCUGUGGGGCGUGCGCGUGUGCUACCGCGUGCGGCACGCGGAGAGUCUCUACAACGAGGCGCGGCUCAUCUCCAUUGCCAUCUACAACAUCUUCACCGUCAACUCCCUCAUGAUUGCCUUCCAUUUACUCAUCCUACCCCAGGCCGGACCCGACAUAAAAUAUCUCCUAGGAUUUAUAAGAACGCAGUUAUCAACAUCCACAACCGUUCUACUGGUAUUCUUACCAAAGGUGCUGCGAGUGGUGCGCGGCACGGGGGACACGUGGGACAGCCGCGCGCGCGCGCGAGGCGUGCCCGCGUCGUCGUCGCUCAACGGGCUCGGCCUCGGCCUCGUGCCCGACGAGCCCGACCUCGCGCAGGAGAACGAGGAGCUCAAGGAGGAAAUUCAAAAGCUGGCGGCUCAGAUAGAGUUCAUGAAGAUAGUACAAAUGGAGAUGCACAACCGUCACCUGCGCCCUCGAGUCGGCAGUUACUUCACGGCUAACGUCAACACUAACGCUAAGCAGAGUCCCAUGCAUACCAACGCUGUCAACAUUACUCAGUCGCUGGAGAGCUCGGAGUGGGCGGGGCCGGUGUGACUGGUGGCGCUGAGCGACAGCGGCUGGCUGUGGCCCUCCGCGCGGCCCGCCGCUAGAUCCGUGCGGACGCUGCCGGACUCGCGACCCCCGGCCUUCGUAUGAUCAUCACCAUCGCCACUAUACAAUACUUGGAAUAGAUAAUUAUUUCUUAGCUCUUUCUCAGUUUGAAGUGUUUGAAGAUUCAGCCACCAGAUUAACUCCAAAAAAUAGAAUAACUAGUACAAAGUAACUCAAUUGCCGGAGAUGUAAUUUAGUUGUCGAUUGUUUAUUUUCAAGUUUAUGUUAUAGAAUAGUUUAAGUUAUAGAAUAUAAAUAAUGUAUUUACUUUCUGAAAUUGUAUAUUAUAUAGAUACUAGUUAAUGAAAAUGUAAUACUCAAACAAGUAGAGGCUGAACAGUAGAAUUCGCGCUUCAACAGAUCUUGAUUUGACUGAAAUUCAUUAAAGUCUAGGGGUAUUUAUAUAUUAGGAAUACAUUUGGUGUACGCAAGUACGUAGUUGUUAUUGAAUUACGAAGCCUGUGUUUAGGUCAUGUGUGAAACUGAACAUUAGAGCAUGCUUGCAGCUAACUGAUAUGAAUAGAGCUCAAUGAUAUUGUAAUUAAAUUUUACAUACUCUUUGGAAUGGACGUAGAAUUUUAUAAUCACAAUAAUUGAUAUGUUAUGUAUUUAAGUAUGAUGUAUUGUAAGUAAAUAUGUAUGUAUUGUAUAGUGAUUUAUUUUCUAAUCAUAUAUUUAUGUAGAUAAGUCAUGUAUCUUUAAUUUGGUGGAAUUAAAACAUGUUACUACUUUAAUUCUAGUCAGUCAAAAAUUGUUUUUGAUACUUGUAUGUUUUAAACUUUCGCGUUUCAAUAUUAUAUAUACGGGUAUCAAAUGUGCACAUUCCUUUUUUAUACUUCUGACGUUUCUGGUCGUGUUACACGACCCGAUCAUAGCAUAGUUAUUGAUAAGUAAUUGAUGCUCUGUAUAUCUAGAGCUGACAAUAAGAAAUUAUAAUUUAAGAAGGCUCAUACAAAAUGAAGAACUCGUUUAAAAGUUUAAAAUUAUGUUUAUUAACUAAAAAUUACAUACAAAAGGAUUAACUUUCACAGAAGUGUGUUUUAAAAUAGAUCAUUAAUGAUAAUAAUGAUCAUUAUUAAUCUCUAGUUUAGGCGAAACUUUAAUGAUUGUAAAUAUGAAUCGUAAAGCAUAAAUUCUAAAGUGAUGUACAUAAACUCAUUAGUAUUUUUUUUUACUUUAUUUCUCGUCUGUGAUAAUGGAUACAGUAUUUAUCAAAUUAUAGUUGUAAAUGUUGAAUAAAAUAGCUGUUUGCAUGUAUUUACAUACAAAUAAUAAUACACCAAUGGACAAAAAUUGCAUGGAUGGACGCACAACUUUUUUUUUUUCCUAUUGGUAUAUAGAAGAUUAGGCAUUAAUUCUAAUAAAGAAUAAAGAGGUUUCAUCGGCGAAAACAAUGAGCAUGAUUCCUUACAAUUUUAGAGUUUAUUAUUAAAGAGAAGCUACUGCAAGUAGCAAGCACGCGGACUCUUCAGUUGUCAACUUUUUUAGUAAAAUUCUCAUCAUAUCUUAUAUUCCUAUACUAUCAUAGCAUUCCAAUGCUAACACUCCAGUGUUAGCUUCAACUAAUGUUGGCUCCACAUUAUCGACAAACAGUUCGCCAAAUUAGCGGUUUCUGUGUACAUUGUUGGGUUUUCAUUGCGGUAAAUAACUACGCAAUAUUAGUACAUUCGUGUCGGCGUCGAGUUCGGCGAUAGUGUAUAGCCGGCAUUACUUGUUUGGCUUAGUUGAGUCUCAAUUAGAUUAGGUAGGAUAUACAUUUUUUCUCUCUCUCAAUAAUUUUGAAACAAUUUUCAUAUCUAGAUUCUAGAUCUAAAUUUAAUUAGGGUGAGCAAUUUUUUCAAAUCUAUUUAAUUUAAUAGUAAAUGUUUUCUUUCAAAUACUUUUUCAUUUUGUCAGAACUAUUAUUAUUAUUGGUAAAUAGACAAUUAGGAAUAUCAUAUGAGUUACAUACAUUAAACCUGAAUGUUGUUGUUGUAUUCAAAUCCUAGUUUUGUAGAGCCAAGCUCAUAUUUCAUUGUAGCAUAAGUCAUAAAUGUGAUACCAAAUAACUAGUUAAGUAUGUAUAAUGUAUUAGUAACUGAAACAGAAUUCUAUUUAUUUGAAUAAACUUUGAAAAAUUUUUUUAAUAUGUAGAAUUAUUAUGCCAAGUUGUAACUUUUUGAAGUGAAUUCUUAGGAAUCACAAUUUUAUCAAUUUUGUAUAUUUUUUUGGAUAUGUAAAAUGUACUUAUAGCAUAAACUGAGUGUUAAAAUAUAGAAUUGGUGUAACAUUGUUAUUAUCGUCAAAACUUGGUUAUAGAUAGAUGAAUUAUAUUAAGAGUUUUUGUUUUUACAUUAAAAUAAAACUGACUGUUCUGAAUGUUUCAUUGAUUUGUUUAUUUUAUAUGUGGAUUUGAUAGCAUUUCUAACAGCCUUGAAAGAUAUUUGAUUUCAUGCCAGCCCAUAUGACAUUAUUUUUUAAAUUAUGUAAUAACUGCAGCUCUUAAUAAUACCUAUACAAGUACAACUCAAUCAAAUCAUUUAUUUUCAUUACACACUCUCACAAAAUUGGUAACACAGUAUCUACCAACCUUUAGUGCUCAGCACUUGGAUAGACCACAUACAAGAUUUUCCAAACAUUUAAAAUAUUACAAACAUUUUAUAUGCAUAUAAACAAAACUCUUAAUAAAGCCGCAGAGUUUAUUUUGUAAUGUGUUACAAGUACAUACCAGUUUUUUUUAACACUUAAAAAUUAUGGCCACAAUCACAAACAACCUUUACACUAUAAGGAAUCUCAAAUAAUUUAUAGAUGAAGCUAAGUAGAAGCAUAGCUAGUUAAAACAAAAAAUAAUUGUUAGUAUGAGAUUCAUCAGUCCCGAAACAGGAUUUCUGAUCUCUUAACCUGUUCUUUGGGAAGUUGUAUGAAAAUUGGCACUUAUAUUUACAGAAAUCAUAAAACUU